Molecule: messenger RNA, 585 nt
Organism: Didymosphaeria variabile
Lineage: Eukaryota; Fungi; Ascomycota; Dothideomycetes; Pleosporales; Didymosphaeriaceae
Exons: 2
Coding region: 1-585 (194 amino acids)
Source: RefSeq, a predicted model, not a curated record
AUGGCCUUCUGGGGUACCCCGAGCACCAUCCGCCGCAUCGUUGGAUACGUCUAUCAGCCCGUUUGCUUCGCCUUGAUCGCAGCCAUCGCGACCCGCUACGCCCCCGCCAUCCGCCAACUGUUCGAAGCGGCCAAGGAACAGGCUGCCGAAAUCACAGCGUUCGAGCUGGUGAAGAGCUGGUCCGCUACCGUCUGGUCGAAGAAGCCUUUGGCUCCUGUGCGUGCGGCUUGGAUGAGUCCCAAGAUUGCGGACACCUUGGAUUCCAUGAUCCGAAAGCACCUCGGCGUGGUCGACGGUGAUGAAUUGGUCGCUGUCCAGGCCGCUGCGAGGGCCAAGGCGGCGCAGCUCAGCUCCCUAGUCGACAUUGCCGCCCGCCUGCUCCGAGAUCUGGGCCUGAUGCUGAAUCGUGUUUGCAGCGCCCUGCGCGCGGCUUUCCCCGGACGCGAGGAGCUCAUCAGCGCGUUCAUUGCUCUCACCGUGUGGGUGUCGCUCGCCGGCUUCAAAGUGUGCGCGAAGCUCGGACUGAAGGUGUUGACUGUGGUCAUGCUCGUGGGUUUCAUGUGGACGUUGAUCGAACUUGAGUAG